This is a messenger RNA of Triticum urartu, 1012 nucleotides long. RefSeq lists its product as uncharacterized. Gene Ontology annotation, biological process: protein transport. Lineage: Eukaryota; Viridiplantae; Streptophyta; Magnoliopsida; Poales; Poaceae. The record is from RefSeq and is a predicted model, not a curated record.
UUUUUCCUCCCAAGAACUCAGCUCCUCCUCCCCCUACCACCCAUACAAGGACCAACGAUACCGCCGCCGACCGCCGGUAGGCGCAUCGUUGGUCCCGUCAAAAACUUCAACACCUCAAGGAACUCCGGGAAGAGCAGAUCACCAGACAUGGGAUUCCUCAGGAAGUUCUCCAAACAGACCGGCAAGCUCAAGUCCCUUCUCGAGCUCACCGUCUCACGUGUAGCCAUCGCCCGCAAGCCUCGCCUUGCUCGCAAGUCCAUUGCUUCCGGCGACGUCUGCCAGCUCCUCUCCCUCGGCCAAACCGACCGCGCUCUCCAGCGAGUAGAACAGGUCAUAAAGGAGGACAACAUGUUGGAGGCGCUCGGCAUCAUAGAGCUCUACUGCAAGUGCCUCGUCAAGAAAGCCGCUCAGCUAGACAAGCCCAAGGAAUGCGCCGAGGAGGUAAAGGAAGCGGCUGCCGGCAUCAUAUUUGCUGCCAAGCGCUGCAGUGACCUGCCGGAGCUGCAGUCUGCCCGCAAGAUCCUCGCCGACAAGUUCGGCGACGAUUUCACUGCCGACGCCAAGGUGGGCACCGCGGUCGUUGACCCGAUGCUGGUGUGGAAGUUGUCUGGAGACACGGCAAGCAUUAGCCUGAAGAAGAAGGUGACCAAAGAGAUCGCCGCCGAGAACAAUAUCUCGGUGGAUUUGUCCAAGUCCCCAUAAGCAAUGGCGGCGUUGUUCUGCACGUUCAGGAGAUUGUCGUGUUUGGACUCAUGGGUGCAAGUCCAGAGCCUGACGAUGGUCGUCGUCGCUUUUGACAGGAUGAAUGCCUUUGGACUAGAGUGACAACGACAAUGCCUCGAGCAUUUUCUACUCAGACGGAUCAGAUGAUAGGCCGCUGAAGCCGAAGAUGGUGAUAUAUAGCUUUCAGUGUGCACGAUGAGACAAAGUCAUUCCUCUGCAUCUGGCCCCAAAUGCAACUGCUAUGUGUAGGUUCAAAAUUAGUAUUGGAGGAUGGUCAUGAAGAACUAUG